Messenger RNA from Coniosporium apollinis CBS 100218, 666 nucleotides. RefSeq lists its product as uncharacterized. Lineage: Eukaryota; Fungi; Ascomycota; Dothideomycetes. The record is from RefSeq and is a predicted model, not a curated record. Bases 1 to 666 code for a protein of 221 amino acids. The transcript is spliced from 2 exons.
AUGCCGGACAUUACCCUAUAUUUCCUCCAAGCCUCACGCUGCAUCCGUACCGCCUGGCUCCUCGAAGAACUCGGGCUCGACUACAAUGUCAAAUUUUGGAACCGAGAAAACAACAGAGCGCCGCAGGAAGCCAAAGAUGCGUCGGGCAAUCCGCUCGGCAAGUUCCCGACGAUCAAAGACGGCGAUCUGACAAUCUACGAGAGCGGCGCAAUCACCGAAUACCUCUGCGAAAAGUACGACUCAUCCCACCGCCUCCUCCCCACCUCCCAACCCUCCCGCAUCCGUGUCCAGCAAUGGCUCCACGCAGCAGAAGCGACCUUCCUGUUGCACGCCCUCGCAAUAACCUACGUGCGCUGGAAGGCGCCCAAAAAUGUCCACGAAUCUGGCGAUGUCGAGAUUAUGGAGAAGGGCCUGUCCAUCAAUGUGCAGAAUGACCUGAACUGGCUGGAGGCGGAGCUGGAAAAGGGCGAGGGGAGGUUCCUCGUUGGGGAUGAGGUCACAGCUGCGGACGUGAUGAUGAUGUUUUCGGUGGACUUCAUAUUGGCGAGGGGCCUGGGGACGAAGGGAUGUGGGGACAGGUGGCCGAAGACGAGGGAGUGGUUGCGGGUUUGUGAGGCUACGGAGGGGUAUCGGAGGGCGGUGGAGAAGACGGGGUAUAAGCUAUAG